CGAUCUGGGUCGUGAUUGGCUUGUCCCCAACGCCCCCGGAACUCAGGGGUUCUCGCGCGAAGGCUGAAGGGAGUGUGGCAGGCGGCAGAGAACCCGGCCGGCCGGAAUGCCUCGGUACGCGCAGCUAGUUAUGGGACCCGCGGGCAGCGGGAAGAGCACCUACUGUUCCACCAUGGUUCAGCACUGUGAAGCCCUCAACCGUUCUGUCCAGGUGGUCAACCUGGACCCCGCAGCAGAGCACUUCAGCUACCCUGUGAUGGCUGACAUCCGGGAACUGAUCGAGGUGGACGAUGUGAUGGAGGAUGAUUCUCUGCGGUUUGGUCCCAACGGAGGAUUGGUAUUCUGCAUGGAGUACUUUGCCAACAACUUUGACUGGCUGGAAAACUGCCUGGGACACGUUGAAGAUGAUUACAUCCUUUUUGACUGUCCAGGUCAGAUCGAGCUGUACACACAUCUGCCUGUGAUGAAGCAGCUGGUCCAGCAGCUUGAACAGUGGGAAUUUCGAGUGUGCGGAGUAUUCCUUGUUGAUUCUCAGUUCAUGGUGGAAUCUUUCAAGUUUAUUUCUGGCAUCCUGGCGGCUCUCAGUGCCAUGAUUUCUCUAGAAAUCCCACAAGUUAACAUCAUGACGAAGAUGGACCUGCUGAGUAAGAAAGCCAAAAAGGAAAUUGAGAAGUUUCUAGAUCCAGACAUGUACUCUCUGCUAGAAGAUUCAACAGGUGAUUUACGAAGCCAAAAAUUUAAGAAAUUGACAAAAGCUGUGUGUGGCUUGAUCGAUGACUACAGCAUGGUUCGGUUUCUGCCAUACGAUCAGUCAGACGAGGAGAGCAUGAACAUCGUGCUCCAGCAUAUCGACUUUGCCAUUCAGUAUGGCGAGGACUUGGAGUUUAAGGAGCCAAAGGAACAGGAAGAAGAGUCUUCCUCCAUGUUUGAUGAGUAUUUUCAGGAACGGCAGAACGAGUGAGGUUGACUGCACGGUGACCAUCUGAUUGUGGCUGUAGGAAUGCAUUUCUGGAGGAGGUGACUGGAAGCUGCUGCUUUUUUUAAUGUAAACAACACUGGACCCUCCCCGCAGUGUGCCUGGAUUGUGCUUGGAGCUUUGAAACCAUUACUCUUUCUUUUUCUUUUCUCUUUUUUCUUUUUUUUUUUUUUU
Alexandromys fortis (reed vole) is the source of this 1150-nucleotide messenger RNA. It is a transcript of the gene Gpn3, whose product is annotated as GPN-loop GTPase 3. NCBI's taxonomy places the organism in Eukaryota, Metazoa, Chordata, Mammalia, Rodentia, Cricetidae. The coding region runs from base 107 to 961 and encodes 284 amino acids. The record is from RefSeq and is a predicted model, not a curated record. Gene Ontology annotation, molecular function: GTPase activity. The transcript is spliced from 8 exons.